AUGCGUGUGCUCACUCUCACCGGCGUCUUCAGCGUCCACGCCGGCGGCGACGAUGAGCUUGUUUAUGGACUCACGCCGGCGUCUCGCCUUCUGGUCGGCUCGGGGAUGUACGUGACUCCAUUCCUGACCUUGAUGCUUGGUACUGUCUUUGUGUCUUCCUUCUUUGACCUCGGCGAGUGGUUCCGGCACGAGUUGCUAGACCCGUCCCCCUUCAAGUUUGCGCAUGGACGGCAUAUAUGGGAUCUGGCCGACCACGACGCCAGCUUUGGCAAGCUCUUCGACGACGGGAUGGUCGCGGACAGCAGUUUCAUCAUGGACGUGGUGGUCAAGGAGUGCAGCGACGUCUUCCAAGGGAUUAGCUCCCUCGUCGACGUCGCCGGCACUACCCAGACCAUCGCAAAGGCUUUCCCGCAUGUGGAGUCCAGCGUGCUGGAUCUCCCACAUGUUGUCGCCAAUGCUCCCACUGAUACCGAUGUGAAGUACAUCGCCGGUGACAUGUUUGAGAGCAUUCCAUCGGCAAACUCUGUCUUCCUGAAGCGAGAUGAGCUAGAGUGGAAGAAGAUUAUUUUUGAAGCUGGAUUUAGCUCUUACAAGAUCAUACCUGUUCUAGGUGUUCGAUCCAUUAUUGAGGUCUACCCAUAG
Molecule: messenger RNA, 642 nt
Organism: Miscanthus lutarioriparius
Lineage: Eukaryota; Viridiplantae; Streptophyta; Magnoliopsida; Poales; Poaceae
Source: the annotation of a GenBank genome assembly